This is a messenger RNA of Hypomesus transpacificus, 1858 nucleotides long. RefSeq lists its product as uncharacterized. The coding region runs from base 387 to 764 and encodes 125 amino acids. NCBI's taxonomy places the organism in Eukaryota, Metazoa, Chordata, Actinopteri, Osmeriformes, Osmeridae. The transcript is spliced from 3 exons. The record is from RefSeq and is a predicted model, not a curated record.
ACAUAAAAAGCCAAAUCAUGCCUGUAUGAUGUAUGAAUGACACUUUACUGUAAUACAUGUAUGUGCAUGCAAAAGUCUUAAACGUAAAUUUACAACACAAUUUAAAAAAAUGUUUUACGUAUGUAAAGCAAAAAUGCUUGAACAAAUAUUGAAAUGAAAAGACGAAAACAAACACAUUCGCAAAAUAGCUCUUUUAUACUGCUGCACAAAUACAGAAGACAAUACUAAGGAUUUGGUGAUAUUGGGUGCCUAUGACUUCAGCACAGCACUGUAUGUAAGUGUGCGUGAAUGAGCUCAGUGGUAAAGCAUUAGACUGCGGAUCAGAGGGUUGGCAGGUUUGAUUCCUCCUGUGUGUCCCUGGUUAAGAGGGUCAGCUGAGUGAACAGAUGCUGUGUGUCCUGCAGCCCAUUGGGACAUGGGAGGUGGACAGUCUGCUGGAGCUGUACUCUGAGCUGGUGCUGCCAAGGGCUGGAGACGUCCUGCUGCCAAGGGCUGGAGACGUCCUGCUGCCAAGGGCUGGAGACAUCCUGCUGCCAAGGGAACACCUGCUGCCCAGGGAACACCUGCUCCCCAGAGAGACAGGCAGAGAGACAGGCAGAGAGACAGGCAGCCUGUUCAUGGAGAUGUUCGCCAGGCUCACACACGAAGUCCGGCGCUGUCAAAGAGAGCACCCCACCACACCAGCUACAGCCAAUAAGAAGAGCAUCCGGAAGACGAAGAGAAAGCUUGUGAAGGUGAUGAAGCGGGGGGGGAUGCAGGGGUGAGGAAGGCUGUGGGGGAGUUUCCCCAGAUCCUCCUCUGGAUCAGUGAGCUCCAGGUCCUGAACCACACCGAGAGAGAGUGACACACACACUCACACACACACACACGCACACACACACACACUCUCUCUCACACAGACACACACAGGGAUGACAUCACUCCUGCACUUCUACCAAGGUAGAACACCCUGUCCCACAAUGAUGACAUCACGCCUAUAACUCAGGGACUGGCUUCCCCUGGCUGGUGACUCAGCUGUCUUGCAGACCCUCAGAUUUCACCUCAGCUACCUGGUGAGCACAGACCUACACACACCCAGGACCACACACAUGUGAGUGGGGGAUGUGUGUGUGAGUGUGUGUGUGUGUGUGUGUGUUUCCGUUAGCCAGUACAUCAUCUCCAGCUAACAGGGAUGUUUUUACAGGUAUUAAUUCAGUUGUAUUAACACAGUUCAUCAUGUCAGCUCAGACAUAAGUAUUAUGCUGUACUGUAGUUUACUGAUGACCUCUCUGAUGCUAACCUGGUGAGGCUAGGCAGUGUGUGUGUGUGUUACCGUACACUGUCUGGAUGAAACAGGGACCAAAUGCCAAAGCCUUAUCGAGUCCAAAAGAAUCAUUAGGGUUUCAAACGUCUCAUCUGGGUUCUGGAACGUCAGGGUUCUGGAAGAUCAGGGUUUUAGAACGUCAGGGUUCUGGAACAUCAGAGUUCUUUGUGGAACUUAUGUGUUACAAACUUAUUUUGAAUUUUAAACUUAUUUUGUUGUUACAAAUAGUUCUUUAAAGCAUUGCUGUCAGUUGUGAAGUGUGGAGAAGUGAUUUCUCCCUGCACCCCCCCUGCUUACGUUCUAGUGGGCUCAUAGAAACGCCAUAGCAACAUGGAGGACUGUGUAUCACUGUAGUUGUCCCAUUAUUUCAGAAACGUAAAACUGUAACAAUGUCCCUACAGAAUGCUGAUUAGGAGUUUUCAUUUUUCUAUAUUUAUUGAUGUGAGAGUAACUUAUAUGUAAGUUAGUAUUUAUCUUAUUUGUUGAGGAAGGAAAGCGUUGUUUUUAGUAUUUCUUUUCAAUUCAGACACAAAUACUAUGUAGUACAACCUGAUG